Drosophila guanche is the source of this 2193-nucleotide messenger RNA. RefSeq names its product major heat shock 70 kDa protein Ab. The transcript has a single exon. Gene Ontology annotation, cellular component: cytoplasm. The record is from RefSeq and is a predicted model, not a curated record. Gene Ontology annotation, molecular function: ATP binding; misfolded protein binding; heat shock protein binding. Lineage: Eukaryota; Metazoa; Arthropoda; Insecta; Diptera; Drosophilidae. Gene Ontology annotation, biological process: protein refolding; cellular response to unfolded protein. The coding region runs from base 193 to 2121 and encodes 642 amino acids.
GUGAAAAACAAAGUAAACAGUUUCCUCAAUUUGAAAAGAAAAGAAGAAAUAAAUAUAGUAAACCCAUUGAGAAGAAAAAACUACUUGCGAUAGUAAAAGCGGAAAUUAAGAAAAGUUUCAGUACAUUUUCAACGCAUCAAAAGCAUAAACAGAAUCAGCAACAGCAACAGUAACAGCAACAACAUCAGCAGAAUGCCUGCUAUUGGUAUUGACUUGGGCACCACGUACUCCUGCGUGGGUGUCUACCAGCACGGAAAGGUGGAGAUUAUUGCCAAUGACCAGGGAAACCGGACGACGCCCAGCUAUGUGGGAUUCACAGAGUCGGAGCGACUGAUUGGCGACGCUGCCAAGAACCAGGUGGCGAUGAACCCGAAAAACACAGUCUUUGACGCCAAGCGCCUCAUUGGCCGCAAGUACGACGAUCCCAAGAUUGCGGAGGACAUCAAGCACUGGCCAUUCAAGGUGGUAAGCGAUGGAGGCAAGCCCAAGAUUGGAGUUGAGUUCAAGGGCGAACACAAACGCUUUUCCCCGGAGGAGAUCAGCUCGAUGGUGCUGGUCAAGAUGAAGGAGACGGCCGAGGCUUAUCUAGGCCAAAGCAUCACAGACGCAGUCAUCACAGUGCCUGCCUACUUCAACGACUCACAGCGCCAGGCCACGAAAGAUGCUGGCCGCAUCGCAGGCCUAAACGUGCUCAGAAUAGUAAAUGAGCCGACGGCGGCCGCGCUGGCCUACGGCCUGGACAAGGAUCUGAAGGGUGAGCGCAAUGUGCUCAUCUUCGACUUGGGCGGUGGCACUUUUGACGUGUCCAUCCUGACCAUCGACGAGGGAUCCCUGUUUGAGGUGCGGGCCACAGCCGGAGACACUCAUCUGGGUGGUGAGGACUUUGACAACCGAUUGGUCACACACCUGGCAGAUGAGUUCAAGCGCAAGUUCAAGAAGGAUCUGCGCUCCAACCCACGUGCUCUGCGACGUCUUCGAACGGCGGCCGAGCGGGCCAAGCGCACCCUCUCCUCCAGCACGGAGGCGACCAUUGAGAUAGAUGCGCUGUUCGAGGGACACGACUACUACACCAAGAUAAGCCGCGCACGCUUCGAGGAACUGUGCGCCGACCUGUUCAGGAACACAUUGCAGCCGGUGGAGAAGGCCCUGACCGAUGCCAAGAUGGACAAGAGCCAGAUCCAUGACAUCGUACUCGUAGGAGGCUCCACGCGCAUUCCGAAAGUGCAGAGCAUGCUCCAACAGUUCUUCAACGGAAAGAGCCUCAACCUGUCCAUCAAUCCAGACGAGGCGGUGGCCUACGGCGCUGCUGUCCAGGCCGCGAUCCUCAGUGGCGACCAAAGUGGCAAGAUCCAGGACGUGCUGCUGGUGGAUGUGGCGCCGCUCUCCCUGGGCAUAGAGACUGCGGGCGGAGUGAUGACGAAGCUGAUCGAGCGCAACUGCCGCAUUCCCUCAAAGCAGACCAAGACAUUCUCCACGUACGCCGACAACCAGCCCGGAGUGUCUAUCCAGGUGUACGAGGGCGAGCGUGCGAUGACCAAAGACAACAACGCUCUGGGCACCUUCGAGCUGUCGGGAAUUCCGCCAGCACCACGAGGAGUGCCUCAGAUCGAAGUCACUUUCGACCUGGACGCCAACGGCAUCCUCAACGUCACUGCCAAGGAAAUGAGCACGGGCAAGGCCAAGAACAUUACCAUACAGAACGACAAGGGUCGCCUAUCCCAAGCCGACAUCGACCGCAUGGUGAACGAGGCAGAGCGCUACGCCGACGAGGAUGAGAAGCAGCGCCAGCGCAUAUCCUCACGCAACAGCCUGGAGGGCUAUGUCUUCAACGUGAAGCAGGCCGUGGAACAGGCAUCCGAUAAGCUGAGCGAGGCCGAUAAAGCAUCCAUACUGGAGAAGUGCGACGAGGCCAUCAAGUGGCUGGACAUGAACACCACCGCCGAGAAGGAGGAGUUCGACCACAAGAUGGAGGAGCUCUCCAAGCACUGUUCCCCGAUAAUGACAAAGAUGCAUCAGCAGGGAGCUGGGGCGCAAGGUCCAGCGACUGGAGCCAGCAACUGUGGUCAGCAGGCGGGUGGAUUCGGUGGCUACUCUGGACCCACCGUCGAGGAGGUUGACUAAGGAUCGUAGUCAGACCUCGAAGCCAUAGAGGAGAUAUUUACAUUGAAUUAUUUCAUAGUUCAUAUUAUGUUU